AUGCUAUUUCUAGUUCUUGGCGGUUCAGUGCUGGGAUUUGGAAUCUAUCUGAAAGCCAGUAAAAAGUUUGAUGUUGCUUUGUCACCACAUAUCAAUGCGCAAAUCAUUGGCGGCGAAGCGAUUGAAAUCGUAGGAGUUGCUUUGAUCAUCAUCGGAAUCUUUACGGUUGUUUUGUCAGCACUCGGCUGUCUCGGUGCUAUACUGAGAAAUCGAUUUUUCCUGUACCUCUAUGGUAUUAUUCUCACUCUCUUAAUGCUAUGCGAAUUAGCUGCGUUCAUUAUAAUGAUGAGCGCACGUGUACGUAUACGAGAUAGUUAUGAGUCUGGCCUUUGGAACGUUUUCAGCAGAGCGUACAAUACUAGUCAACAAGAUGUCAUCGAUGCUAUUGGAGAGUUGCAGCAAGAGUUCCAAUGCUGCGGCGUUUAUAAUCUUGAUGACUAUAAGAAAGUAAACCGAACAGUCCCUGAUUCAUGUCAUAUGGGUCAGUCGGCUUUACAGCCCGUGUUCGCUAAAGGUUGCGCACAAGCCUUCAUUGAUUGGAUGUGGGAUGAAGUGCCCAUUAUUGUCGGUGUUGUCGGUGCAAUACUAGUGAUCGAAAUAUUUGGUUUGAUCGCGUCGUUUUCAUUGGCAGUGGCAAUGUCUCAUUUUGCCUAUGGACGAUUGCGUGGAACAUUCGUUUCGGAAUCAAAUGCUUGA
This is a messenger RNA of Adineta ricciae, 696 nucleotides long. Lineage: Eukaryota; Metazoa; Rotifera; Eurotatoria; Adinetida; Adinetidae. The record is from the annotation of a GenBank genome assembly.